Molecule: messenger RNA, 414 nt
Organism: Nezara viridula (southern green stink bug)
Lineage: Eukaryota; Metazoa; Arthropoda; Insecta; Hemiptera; Pentatomidae
Source: the annotation of a GenBank genome assembly
AUGGCACCACAUAGCUCCACUUUUAUGAGAAAGGAGUUAAAACAGGCGCUAAAACCUGCUAGGAUUCCGCUCCAGCUCAUAAGGCCAGUUCAAUUCAGCAGUUACUGCAAAACAACAUCCCAGAGUUCACCUCGGCCUCGGAUUGAGUCUAAAGAAAGCUCUAAUCUCAACCCACUAGACUAUCGGCUUUGGUCCGAACUGGAGAGAAUGGUAUGCUACAGAGCACACCCUAAUUUGGGAAGCCUCAAUCUCUGCAGUCGGUUUCCGGUCCUGUCCAAAUCUCCCAACUGGCGAAAUGACCAUGAAGAAGUGAUGAGAGACCUUGAGAUACAAGUGAGAAUCCAGUCAACGUUCGGCAGUCAGCGUACCAACGCAGCCUCAAUCCUAUCCGAGAACACGUCACAUGACGAAUGA